GCGCUGGUGGCUCUUGCCGCCACACUGUGGCCGGACAGGCCUGCCUGGCUUCUUUUCGAUGGCACCGGCACAGACUCGAAGGAGCCACUCCUGGACUUCUCUCCGAGGAGCCCCUUGCAAGACGACGAGAUUCUCGCAGAACCUGAGGAGGCUCCCAGCCGACUCCUACGCGAAGAGGCUCUGGAGAGGAGGCCGCGACGUCGCAUCAAGGGUGGGCUGCCGCCUGCGGCGCAGCUCAGGAUGACAAGAAGAGCCCGAAGCAUAGCAGCUUCCUGGGCUGCCAUCUUGUCGACGAAUGGCAUGGGACUCGUGGUGGACGGCCGGGUGAUGCUCGUCAGACUCGAGGGGCGGCAGAUCCACUUCGAUUCCGAGGCGUUCUCACUCCAAGAGAUGGCCUUGCAACUAGAUGGACGAGUCUUGAGCCUCCUCGUUGAGAGCCAUACUCGAGGCUGCCGCAGCUUCCACAUCGAACUCGACGAUGCCGGAGAUGCCGUCGAACUCGCGUUGACUCUAAAGGUACUGCGAGCAGAAGCAGACACGGGAGCUGGUGUGGGAUGGCUGAUAGACAGGCCCCUCGACCAGUUGUGGCGUCCAACGCCAGCCGAGUGA
This is a messenger RNA of Symbiodinium sp. CCMP2456, 609 nucleotides long. The record is from the annotation of a GenBank genome assembly. NCBI's taxonomy places the organism in Eukaryota, Dinophyceae, Suessiales, Symbiodiniaceae.